AUGGAUGGGUGGAGAACGGGAUUGGACAGUAGCGAGAUGGCUGGCGAGCUGAAGCUGAGGCAAGAUUUGGGAGAGUGUACCUUGUGGCUGGAAGACUUUCAGCAAGGGCCCUUUGACAAGGAGGCUGAGGCUGAUGUAAUCAAGCCUUUGGGAGGCGGGCCUCCUGAGCAGGGCUUUUGGCAAGGGUCCAAAAAGGAGAGCUUGCUCUGGAGAUUAAGUUCGGCAGUCAGAAGCUUCGGCAGAUGGCUAGCUGCUUCGGAAGUGUCUUCCUUCGGCAUGUUGGAAGGUCAUUUUCAUGGAGCAACUGGAGAUGUAGCGUGUGACGCGUAUCACAAGUAUAAGGAAGAUGUUCAACUAAUGGCAGAUACUGGAUUAGAGGCAUAUAGAUUUUCCAUCUCAUGGUCAAGACUUAUCCCAAAUGGAAAAGGACCUGUCAAUCCAAAGGGUCUACAAUAUUACAACAAUCUUAUUGAUCAACUAAUCAGCCAUGGAAUCCAACCACAUGUUACUCUACACCAUAGUGAUCUCCCACAGGCACUUGAUGAUGAGUAUGGAGGAUGGGUUAGCCGAAAGAUUGUAAAAGACUUCACUGCGUAUGCAGAUGUGUGCUUCAAAAAUUUCGGGGAUAGAGUUUUGCAUUGGACUACUAUGAAUGAACCUAAUGUUUUUGUUCUUGGGGGUUAUGAUUCUGGAUUUCUUCCACCACAACGAUGUUCAAUUCCAUUUGGUCUCAACUGCUCUAGGGGUAACUCCUCAACAGAACCGUACUUGGCAACGCAUAAUAUCUUGUUAUCUCAUGCGUCGGCUGCUAGAUUGUACAAGAAAAACUACCAGGUAUUUGAAUCCCUUGGUGUUUGGAGAUUACCCGGAUGUGAUGAAAAAAAAUGCAGGCUCUAGAAUUCCUUUCUUCACUAGGCUUGAGUCUCAAAGUGUCAAGGGUUCGUUUGACUUCAUAGGAUU
This is a messenger RNA of Prunus mume (Japanese apricot), 960 nucleotides long. The record is from RefSeq and is a predicted model, not a curated record. NCBI's taxonomy places the organism in Eukaryota, Viridiplantae, Streptophyta, Magnoliopsida, Rosales, Rosaceae.